Molecule: messenger RNA, 1743 nt
Organism: Sphenostylis stenocarpa
Lineage: Eukaryota; Viridiplantae; Streptophyta; Magnoliopsida; Fabales; Fabaceae
Source: the annotation of a GenBank genome assembly
AUGGAUUCAGAUCCAAUUGGGAGCUUCUUCCUGCACAAGCCUAUUGUUCUAAACUCUUUCCCUGAGGAUACAAACCACCCAAAGUGGAAACAUAGUCCCCACAACAACAUGGACUCCAUUGCUAGAGCCAAAUACACCAUCCCCUUCCAAGUCAACUUUAGCUGUUCUCCAAACGAUCGUGACUCUUCCCCACCACCCCACCACAGCAGAACCGAGAUGGACUUCUUCUCCGACGACAACAACAACAACAACAACAAAAAAGAGGACAAAGGUUCCACUUCUGCCUCUGAUCAUCGUCAUUCCGCCACUCUACCUACGUUGGAAUUCGAAGUAAACACUGGUCUGAAUCUUCUUACUACCAACACUAGCAGUGAUCAAUCUAUGGUGGAUGAUGAGACAUCACCCAAUUCAGAAGACAAAAGAGCUAAGGAUGAGGUAAAGAUCGAUAGAUAUCUUGCUGUUGUUCAAGCUGAGCUCGAGAGAAUGAAGAGGGAGAAUCAAACGUUGAGGGACUCGCUUGAUCAGAUUAACGCCAAUUACAAUGCACUUCAUAUGCAUUUUAUGAGUUUGAUGCAGCAGCAGAAGGCCGCGGAAGUUGAAGAACAAGAAGUGCUUGGUGGAAAGUUAGAAGGGAAUAAGGGUGAGAGUGCUGGGGUAUUGGUGCCAAGACAGUUCAUGGAUCUUGGAUUGGCUACUAAUGCUGACACUGAUGAACCCUCGUCUUCAUCAGGGGGAAGAAGUCAAGAUCGAUCAGCAUCACCUAGCGCAGAAGUGGCUUCCAAGGAAGUAGGGACCAGUAAGAAUGGGAAUGUUAAUGAUGAAGGGGAUGAUGGAGAGGAUAAUCCCUCAGGUGGUCAUGCUCAUGCUGGUGAUAAAGUUCCAAGGUUGAGUCCUUCAAAGAAUAAUGUUGAUCAGGCUGAGGCAACCAUGAGGAAGGCAAGAGUUUCUGUUAGAGCUCGAUCAGAAGCACCCAUGAUCACUGAUGGGUGUCAAUGGAGAAAGUAUGGGCAGAAGAUGGCCAAAGGAAACCCAUGUCCUAGAGCUUAUUAUAGGUGUACCAUGGCUACUGCUUGCCCAGUUAGAAAACAGGUACAAAGGUGUGCUGAAGACCGAACAAUCCUCGUCACAACCUAUGAAGGCAAUCACAACCACCCUUUGCCUCCAGCAGCUGUGGCAAUGGCACAAACCACUUCCUCAGCAGCAAAAAUGCUUCUUUCUGGGUCAAUGUCUAGUGCUGACGGCCUAAUGAAUGCAAACUUCCUUGCAAGGACACUCCUCCCUUGCUCUUCAAGCAUGGCUACUAUCUCGGCAUCUGCUCCAUUCCCAACUGUUACAUUGGACCUAACACAAUCUCCAAACCCUCUACAGUUCCCAAGGCACCCAAACCAGUUACAAAUUCCCCUCCAAGGUGUCCCUCAGAAUUUUGCAAACUCCCCAGCCUCUUUCAUGCCUCAGAUAUUUGGACAAGCACUCUACAACCAAUCAAAGUUUUCUGGUCUUCAAACGUCACAUGAUGCAGACCCUUCACAAUUUGGUAACAACUCUCAGCAGUUACCAUCACACGUUACUGACACAGUUAGUGCUGCCAUUGCUGCUGAUCCAAACUUCACUGCAGCUCUGGCAGCAGCUAUCACUUCCAUUAUUGAUGGUGCUCAGCAACGCAACAACAGUAACAAUACUAACAAUAAUGGCAACAUGACAGCCAGCACCAGCAAUGGCAACACCAGCAACGCAAAGCAAUAA